GAGAGAGUGAGCAUGUGUGCUAUGCGGCAGUUCAUUAUUCAUGGCUCGGCAUGCACUGCUUACAAUCCACCAUCAGACGAUGUCUCUUGGGCGGUGCUGAUCUUUAAAAGAAGAGACAGAUUUAAAGACACGGGCGUCAUCCUUUGCUGAGGCGUCUGUUUUCACCACAUCAUCAUCUUCCUCACUCCUCUUCACUUCUGUAUUAUAUCUUUAUCCCAUCUGCAAGAGUCGUAUUGCUGUGCUCUUGCUACUUAUUUUUUUUAACCCCAUCCAAACAUCACACGUACCAUUAGUUUGAGUUAACGUGCCUCAUCAUGUCUGGACAACAGCCCGUCAUCAUUUGGCUCAACAGCGUCCUCAUGGUGCUUACCAUUGCCGCAUUGUGUGCACGGGUUGGACGAAGAAUAUUUGUUGUUGGUAAAUUCGGCGGGCAUGAUUCUUUGAUUACACUGGCUGCAGUGUCUGCAUGCAUCUUCUCCUCUCUUCAGAUUGUUGGAACCACAUACGGUCUGGGUCGCCAUCAAGAUCAAGUCGAUCCCUCAAAUAUGCCCAAGAUUGCUAAGCUCCUAUUGGCCUCCAACUGCUUCUACUUCCUCUGCAAUUGGGUCGUCAAACACGCCCUCCUCCUCUUCUACACCGAGAUCUCACGUGAGAAGUCCCAUCACUACGCCAUCAACUUCAUGCAUUUCAUCGCAUUUGGCUUCGGCUCGUCCUCCAUACUCGUGAACAUCUUCCAAUGCCGUCCAUUCCGAAAGGCGUGGGCGCCGGAAAUAUCGGGAUACUGCGUGAACAUCGACUACUUCCUCUACGCCAACGCGAGCAUCAUGCUCACGACCGACAUCGUCCUAUACGCCAUGCCUGUCGUCUUCACAAGGAAGCUGCAGUUGAGGAGGGCCCAGAGGAUCGGACUGAACUGCCUCUUCGCAUUAGGCGGCCUUGUCCUGGCAGCCAGCGCCGCAAGAGUGAACGCGGUCCACAAGCUCGCCGUCGAACCCGAUCUACCAUGGUGGUUCGCCAACGCGAUGAUCUGGUCCGUCCUGGAAAACCACCUCGCCAUCGUCGUCGCUUGCGCCCCCAGCGUAAAAGUCAUCGCCUUGCUCGCCUUCCCGCGCGUGACCUCCUCCAUCCGAGGCGUCGUCUCGAAAGUGACGCCCUCGUCCUCGCGCUCCAGAUCCCGCGCCUCGGGCGCUAUCGACCUGGAGACCGGAUCGAUGUCGACGACGCGGAAGAGCGACCAGCUCAAGCCGACGCCGUACAGCACUCCCUUGCCGUCCCCUGCGCUCACUGUCGAUACGCGGAAGAGCCGCGCCAGCCGCGCGAGCGGAGGGUUCGCGAAGUGGUUUCGCUCGCCGACGAGCCCGAGGGCGCUGGAGAGCGGGGACAGCAUUGAAGGGCAUGGGUUGGUGUAUGCGGAGGAGUUGAGGAGCGUGCAUGUCGAGCAUACGAUUACGGUGGAGGAGAAUAGGAAGAGCCAUGAUGCUGCGAUCGCUGGUGGGGGUACCGUCCAUGCGAUGUGAGUUUAGGCUUUGGGAUGGGGGGUUGGGAUUGUAGUUUGUUAGCGCUUUCACUUCUCUUCUUAUGUAUUUUACUUAGGGUUUCUUGGAACUUUUGAUUGAUGGAGUUGACGGUCAUGGUGUUACGAUGGGUGGCAUGUACUUGUAUGAUACUUUCACGGUGUAUGGAUUCUGGGAUCGGGAGGUCAUCGUCAUGAUAGUGAAGGUUUUUUUAUUGAUUUGUUGUUUUAUUCCGG
This is a messenger RNA of Aaosphaeria arxii CBS 175.79, 1750 nucleotides long. RefSeq lists its product as uncharacterized. NCBI's taxonomy places the organism in Eukaryota, Fungi, Ascomycota, Dothideomycetes, Pleosporales. Bases 315 to 1517 code for a protein of 400 amino acids. The record is from RefSeq and is a predicted model, not a curated record. The transcript has 7 exons.